Messenger RNA from Rotaria sp. Silwood1, 501 nucleotides. The record is from the annotation of a GenBank genome assembly. Lineage: Eukaryota; Metazoa; Rotifera; Eurotatoria; Philodinida; Philodinidae.
AUGUGGAUGUCUCGAGCUAUUAUCAUGGGAUCAGUUCUUAUUGGCAUGAUAUCAGCAGUUCUCAUGAUUCCAGCCGGUGUAUUAUCAAGUGAUCCUGAUAAAAUCAAUACGAGCAUUCAACUACGACAAGCAUCAUCGGCAAUAGCUCUCAGUUUGACCGUACUCUUCUAUCCAGUUUGGUUUCUAACAAAAACAAUAAAAUAUAUGACAAAAUUUGCCAUUAUUCUUAUGGUUGUUUCUAGUUUUGCUUGUUUGGUAGUUGGUAUUUAUAUUAUGAUUACAUCGGUUCCAGAUUAUUAUAUAAAAUCAAAUGAAAAAGAAUAUUGGGUGUAUAUUUUUCAAAUCGUGCCUAACGUUAUCGCACUAUUUACAUGGUCAAUCUUGCAUCCAAAACGAACUUUAAAACAAACAGAACCAUUAAAAGAACCGGCAAAACAACAGGAAGAAAAAGAUGAAGUCAAAACUGAUGAUGGCGAUGUUGUGGAAAUCAUGCGACUCUAA